Molecule: messenger RNA, 4241 nt
Organism: Psylliodes chrysocephalus
Lineage: Eukaryota; Metazoa; Arthropoda; Insecta; Coleoptera; Chrysomelidae
Source: the annotation of a GenBank genome assembly
AUGAAUUAUAUAACCUCAAAAUAUCACGUUCCAAGGAAAUGAAUCGGUUUUUAUGUUUGUCAAAAUAUGUCAACAAAAUUAAAGUUAUACCUAGGUAGAAAAGUAAUAGAAUCUCUUCACAAGACAACAAAACUAUCCCCGAUAGAAUUACAGCCCCUGAUACAAAUAGGAAACACCGUCGAAAAUGAUAAAAUAGAAUUGAAUUUGCCUAUGAACGUAUUAGAAAGUCAACUAGGCGUAACUAAUGUGACGGAAAUAUUAAAAAUAGAGCCCGACGAUAUCAUCAAGAACAUACAGUUGGUUAGGGAUAGGGCUAAUCGUAAAAUAGCAUUCGAGAUUGAUAAAGUAAUUUUUAUGAAAGAUGUUAUGGAAAAUUGCGCUCAAGCUGAUCUCAAUUUCAAACCGAAAAACGUCGUAGUUGAAUAUAGUUCGCCUAAUAUAGCAAAACCUUUUCAUUACGGUCAUUUAAGGUCCACAAUUAUCGGUAACUUUAUUGGGAAUUUAAACAAGUUUUUAAAAAAUCAAGUAACAAAAUUGAAUUAUAUAGGCAACUGGGGUACGCAGUAUGGGUUUAUUAAAGUAGGAGUAAACGAAUUAAAUUACAGUAUAGAGGAUAUUGAAAAAAAUCCUUUAAAAUUACUGUACCAAUGUUAUGUUCAUGCAAACAGUUUAGCGGAAAAAGAUCCACAGAUAUUGAACAAAGCCAAAGAUAUAUUUUCAAAUUUGGAAAGCGGUUCAGAAGAUGAACUAAAUUAUUGGAGAAAUUUCAUGAAUUUUUCCAAAAACGAACUUAUUGAUACAUACAAGCGACUGGGCAUCGAAUUUGACGAGUAUCACUAUGAGUCUGAUUACAGUUCUAAAGAUAUUAAAGAUGUUGUGGAACUUUUGAGGACGAAGAAUAUCAUUCACAAAGAUAAGGAGGGUAAAGAGGCCGCUCAAAUAGGCGACAGGCAAGUGACAGUUUUAAAAAGCGACGGAUCCAGUCUCUAUCUCACACGAGAUAUCGCAGCAGCUCUCGACAGAUACAAACGAUAUAACUUCGACCGGAUGUACUAUGUAGUUGACAAUAGUCAAAGCGAUCACUUUUAUGCUCUAAAAAACAUUUUAUACAAAAUGGACUUACCUUGGGCCAAUAGGAUAGUGCACGUAAAAUUUGGUAGGGUCAAAGGCAUGAGUUCAAGGAAGGGCAGUGCAAUUUUCUUGAAAGAUAUCCUGGACGAGUGCAAGGACAUUAUGGCGAAGAAACAGAUUGAGUCCCCAACUACGAAGACAUCGAUUAAUGAUGAUGAAACUUCGGACAUCUUAGGAAUAUCCUGCGUAAUUAUAAACGAUCUCAAACGAAGAAGACAGAAAGAUUACGAUUUUGAUUGGAAUAAGAUAUUACAGGUGCAAGGUGACACGGGCGUAAAGCUGCAAUAUGCGCAUUGUCGUUUAUACAAUUUAGAAAAAAACGCGGGGAUUAUGGCGGCUAAUAAAUGCCAACCCCUAUUGUUGUUCGAACCGGAGGCUGUCAAUCUGAUGAAGGAAAUGGCUAAAUUCCAUGAUGUUUUGUAUACAGCAAAUGAACAGUUGGAAGCCUUCGUAUUGGUGAAAUAUCUGUUCGAUUUGUGUAACCACAUCAAUAAAGCAUUUAAAACGUUGCAAGUGAAGGGUAUGCCUGAUGAUGUAGCAGCCCAAAGGCUUUUAUUGUUCAAUACUGCCAGACAAGUUUUGAAGAACGGAAUGACUAUUCUUGGUUUACAACCCUUAACCAAAAUGUGAUAUUUUUCCACUUUUAUAAGGAAGUAGUAUUUUAUCUAAUAAAUAAAUAUAUGAAUAAAUAGUUUUUUUAUUGUUAUAUCGUUUUAUUAAAUAGAAAAGCACCGGGCUCGAAACAAAUCCAAACGGAAUCUAAUUGUUUUUAUAAAAAAUUGUUGGUAUUAGUUCAACAAAAAUUUUCGUUUGUCCACCCUUCAUAAAAAAAGAUGAAUUUUCCAAUCUGCUUGAUAAAAUUAUAUUUAAAUAAUUAACAAUAAAUAUUAUACAACAUCAAUAUAUUUUACAAAAUAAAUAAUUAUGCAAGGAAUGCUUGUUUUAAUCAAACUGAAUAUUCCUGAUCGUCCUGGUAUGCUUCCUUGGGACAUUCUUAGUAGCCUGAUCAACUUCUUGCAAGAAACUAGCGGAAUUGUGAACGGUAGUGCCACCUAAUAGAAUGUUAAAGUUCGGAUUAUUCCUAUUUAUGGAAUGCACAGUUAAGGAUUCCUCAUAAGUUGCCCCGCCUACGAUAAAAACGAUUAUGUCUUGUUGCCGUCCGCUUCCGUGGCCCCCUAGAUAAGGGUACAGGUGAUCUCUCAGCCUGCCUUUUACUAGAUCUUCCAAAGUUUCGUGUAGCAAAGGCUUGUGUUGGGUGUAAACGUUAUCAACGCCACUCAAUCCUUUGAUGAAUCGUUUGGUUAUUUUGACAGCAUUUUCUACGUUAAAUAGGUCGCUUUGUCUAGCGUGAGAACCGGCGUAUUCUAUUAUAUUAACGAUGUUCUUUAAGAACCUUGCUGUUAUGCCUCGUCGCUUCAGCAGGUCAAUUAAACCUGUCAAAUCAUUAUUGUUGUGAUUUUGGUAUCGCAAGGCAUACAGCAUGACUAGUUUCGUGGCAUCGAUAUCACGGAUUUUCUCAUUGUUCAAUAGCUUUUUAACGCUCUGUAAAUGACUGUAAUGGUCGUUAUUUUGCGAAGCAAGCUCUUGUUCAACUUCAGACAUGUCUAGUAAAUUGAAUUUGUUAACCAUGGUGUUUAAUUCGCCUACAACUGUAACGUGCUUUGUCACGUUCCCUGAUAGUUUCUUAAAUUGGGGAUAAGACUCCACAAAACUUUUCAUAUCAGCUAUUGAUUCGAUUUUUUGAUGGCUUUUGGCUUUGGCUUGGAAUUGAUCCAUUAAUUCUUUGAUGUUGGUACCGAUUUCACCAUAAUUCAUAAAUAUAUUCUUAGCAUAAAACGUGUCUUGUUCUACAGAUAGUACAACUUCAGAUAACUCUUUUGGUAUGCCAUUUAUAUCAGAUAGAUUAACUCUGUUAUUGUUUAUAGUAAGAAGUUCAUGUACCAUCGCUUGGUAGGUCCACUGGUUCAAUAAAGGCGUUAUAGGAUCAUCUCUGCGAUCCAAAAUUAAUAAUAGUGAAUUAUUACUUUGGCUAAAUGCGAAUAAUGAAGAUUCUUUGCUGAUUAUUUCAUCUAUUCUAGUUCCUAAAUCUUUACAGACAUUAGAAUUGGCUUGGUAGCGGAUAACUGGACAUUUUUUAAGCGAUAAUAAGACAGAUAUGAUACCUUGUACAGUUCUUUGCAAUGCCGACGGAUUCCAAUUUAAAUUCAAGAAACAAGUACUCAAUCCAAUCGAAAACAAAUGUGGAUUUACAGCCAAAUAAUCCAUAUACAAUUCCUGUACUUCCUUCACAACCUCAUGCUCAUCAUGUUCAGCAAGAAUUUUUAUAUCGGCUUUCGCUAUUAUAUUACUAAAAUAAAUAUAGUAAGCUCCAUAUUUAGGGUUGCGGAGUUCAUUGCACAGUGCUGUGAUGUUUUGUUGGGUAGGCCUUACGAAUACUAAACAUUUGAGGUAUCGUAGACCCGUGGAAUUUGCAAAAUUAGGUGAAUCUAUUCGUUCUAGCAGAAAUACUUCUUUUUGUUGGAUUUCAGAUUGUCCGUAUACCAUACUUAUAACGCUUGUAGUUUCUUUAUCCAUUAGCAAUAUUUUCAUUCCCGGUUCACUUUCCGAUGUCAUUUUUACAAUGUAAGCCUUAAUUGCUGAUAUAACAUUCAUUUUUGAAUAUAUUUGGAGUCCGAGGACGAGGAAAUACACAAAACCUUUACUUUUUAAAUAUGGGUGUUUAUUUUUAUUUCAUCAAUUUCAAUUUGUGAUUUGCGAUUGUUGAAAUAGCAAACACAAAAGCACUGGUACAGACAGAGACAGAGAAACAAGUAAAUACAUUUCUUAUCGUUUUCAUCGAUAUAAACGUGUUACUUUUUUUUGAUACGGAUAUUAAAUAUUAGAGUUAUAAGCAUCUUUACAAUAUUUAAAAUUUAAUAAAAAAAAAUUGAAAGUUUAAAAAGGCGAAGAAAAAUUUUAAAUUACAUGUGAUCAAUGCUGUAAAAAUUUAUAUAGAUUGCUGUCUGUGGUAGGGAUGCGCACGAUGUAUCGAUGUUAAAAAAACAUCGAUUUUUCUCUUUCGAUUAUCGAUAUUUUUAUCGAUGUUUUUUUAUGCGAUGUUUUCAUUUAAC